Messenger RNA from Neltuma alba, 2288 nucleotides. Its product is annotated as transcription factor bHLH49. Gene Ontology annotation, molecular function: DNA-binding transcription factor activity; protein dimerization activity. NCBI's taxonomy places the organism in Eukaryota, Viridiplantae, Streptophyta, Magnoliopsida, Fabales, Fabaceae. Bases 1 to 1806 code for a protein of 601 amino acids. The transcript has 11 exons. The record is from RefSeq and is a predicted model, not a curated record. Gene Ontology annotation, biological process: regulation of DNA-templated transcription. Gene Ontology annotation, cellular component: nucleus.
AUGGUUGAUUUGCUGCUUCAUGAUGAAAUAGGGACAGUAUUAUUGGGUUUAAGGGUUUAUAUUCAGUAUUUGAGCACAGGAUUGUUAGCUAGAAACUGGAAGAGUUUGAACGAAGCCCAAAAUAAAUUCAAUAAAGUUGUUGAGCGAAAAGGCGUUAAUGGAGGCCAGAGUACCAAAAGUAGCACAGAAUCAGAAGUGGGAGAGUUGGAUAUGUCUGACAAAGAAAAUUUUGAGCGAGAUAGAAACGAGGAUCAUAUGAGUUAUUCAUCUACUAUGCCCUCGGAUUGGAGAUUUGGGGUUCCUAAUCUUGCAAAUACAUCAGUGGGUUUGGUGGACUCAUAUGUUCCAAGCUUCUGGGAUCAUCCCAUCAGUUCCCAAAACUUGGGGUCAUGCGACGUCAAUGUGCAGAACAAUGUUAGCUCCUCAAGCUCAACUGGAAAUAGAAAAGAUGGCCUUGCCUUAGCUGGUAAUGAUAGAACACUUGAAAUGGGUUGGAAUCCAACAAGUUUUAUUUUAAAAGGGGAUGCUUUCGCACCAGACAGACCAACAAUUUUCCCGCACAGUUUGUCUCAGAUUCCCACUGAUUCUGCUUUUAUUGAGCGAGCUGCUAGAUUCUCAUGCUUCGGUCAGUUCAGUGGAGGGAAUUUUGGUAGUAUGGUGAACUCAUUUGGGAUUCCUCAAUCCAUGGGUCUGUAUGCUGGACGGGAUGCUCUCGCAGGCCAUGGCUUGAAAUCAGCUCAUGGAUCACGAUCUCAAGAAAGUGCUCAGGAUGUAGGUGAAGCUGCAAAAGAUGUGUCUCCAUCUAUUCAGAAUUUGGCCGCUAAAGGAAGUCCACUUAACAAUGACAAGAGAAGUGAAAUCCUAGUGACAUCUCAGGAUGAAGCAAAACAGACUCUUGGCAGGUCUACUAAUGAGUCUGAUAGAGCAGAAUCCAGUGGUGAUGAUGAUGCUGGUGGUCAAAAUGAUAUGCCUAUGUUGGAGGGUACAAGUGGGGAGCCUUCUAACAAAGGACUAAACGCAAAGAAAAGGAAAAGAAGUGGGCAGGAUUCUGAUAAUGAAAAAGCCAACGGAGGUUCUGAACCACCGAGUGAGGCUCCAAUAGACAAUUCUGAGAGCCGACAGAAGGGAGACCAGCAACCAACUUCAACAACCAACCCUUCUGUGAAGAAUACCAAACAGGGGUCUCAAGCUUCUGACCCAACAAAGGAGGAAUACAUACAUGUUAGGGCUCGCAGGGGUCAAGCAACGAAUAGCCAUAGCCUUGCAGAGAGAGUUAGGAGGGAAAAGAUCAGCGAAAGGAUGAAAUUUCUUCAAGACCUUGUGCCUGGAUGCAGCAAGGUGACUGGCAAGGCGGUUAUGCUAGAUGAAAUCAUUAACUAUGUACAAUCACUUCAACGACAGGUUGAGUUUUUGUCAAUGAAACUUGCAACCGUAAAUUCACGGCUGGAUUUUAAUCUUGAAGGACUUAUUGCCAAAGAUAUGCUUUUGCAACGGCCAGGCCCCUCAUCUGCGUUGAGGUUUUCUCCAGAAAUGCCUUUGGUUUUUCCCCCUUUACAUCCAUCUCAACCAGGCCUUCUACAGUCAAAUCUUCCUGGCAUAGCGAACUCAUCUGAUGUACUACGAAGAACCAUUCGUCCACAGUUGGCUCCAAUGGUUGGAGGAUUCAAGGAUCCUAAUCAGCUACCUGAGAUGUGGGAGGAUGAACUGCACAAUGUUGUACAGAUGAGCUACGCACCAACUGCUCCACUGAGUAGUCAAGACGAGGAUGGUAAUGCACAAGCAGGUGAGAUGAAAGUUGAACGAUGAUGUUCAGUUUUACAAUGCCCCUCUAUUACAAUGUGUAGUCAGAUGGAACUUGACAGUUUUUCCUCUGACUUGCCAAAGAUGGAAGGCAAAGCCAAGUUCAGGUUUAGAGGAAGUAGAGAAGUAUUCAUAGGUCGUCUUCUAAUUUCUUGGAAGCAUGAAAAGUACAUAUAGAGCAUAUAUGUUUACAAGUGUUAGUGCCUCCAUAGAAGCAGGUUUUGCUCACUAAAUAUAUAUGCAUUUGGAUUCAAGAAUGUAAAGAUGGAAAGUCAGUUAGAUUGCAAGUAGUGCUAACUUCAAAAGCUUUGCCUUGUAAAUGCCAAAACCUCGCGGAACUAGCAUCUGGAAGUUUAAAAAGCGAAUGUGAAUGAGAUAUCUGGAUCCCAUAAAAGUGAGGUUUUAGCACUCCAUUCUGUUUUUCUCUCUCAGGUUUAAAAUUUCUAGUGAAACACAUGUAUCUUCAAAAUCUGGCCAUGGUUUUGAUU